Messenger RNA from Aspergillus brunneoviolaceus CBS 621.78, 925 nucleotides. Its product is annotated as putative vesicle transport v-SNARE protein Gos1. The transcript has 3 exons. Gene Ontology annotation, molecular function: SNAP receptor activity. Gene Ontology annotation, cellular component: cis-Golgi network; Golgi membrane; Golgi medial cisterna. NCBI's taxonomy places the organism in Eukaryota, Fungi, Ascomycota, Eurotiomycetes, Eurotiales, Aspergillaceae. Gene Ontology annotation, biological process: endoplasmic reticulum to Golgi vesicle-mediated transport; vesicle fusion. The coding region runs from base 197 to 874 and encodes 225 amino acids. The record is from RefSeq and is a predicted model, not a curated record.
CUCAUCUAGUCCGUAGACUAAGUCAACUACAGCCCGUGUGUGUGUGUGUGUGUGUGUGUGUGUGUGUAUGUUGAUGAGAAACUUAGUUUCCGCAGGCCGGACGGAGGUUCUCUGACUAUUCAUGACUUACUACUUUACUGGUUCUACUUACUUCUUGAUCCACACACCCCAUUAAUCCGUCAACCUCGCUAUAUUCAUGGCUACAUCAACCGGUACCGGCUGGGCACAGCUGCGGCAACAGGCCCGAUCACUGGAGACUCAGACCGAAACCCUCUUCCACACCUACUCACAAUACGCCGCUCUAACCAAACCACCCCCCACCCCAUCCGAAGAAGAACUCCGCACCGAAUCCCAACUGAAGGAGAUCCUCGAUCGACGAGAAACAACAAUAACCCACCUCUCGCGCCUCCUCGACAGCGAAGCCACCCUGACCGCCUCCGCCCUGAAGCAGAACAACCUCGCCCGCCACCGCGAGAUCCUCGCCGACCACCGCCGCGAGUUCGCCCGCAUCACCGCCGCCAUCGCCGAGGCCCGCGACCGCGCCAAUCUGCUGAGCCAUGUCCGCCACGACAUCGACGCCUUCCGCUCCCAGAACCAGUCCGAGGCCGACUACAUGCUCGAGGAGCGCGGCCGCAUCGACGAGAGCCACAACAUGAUCGACGGCGUGCUGAGCCAGGCGUACGCCAUCAAUGAGAACUUCGGGCUGCAGCGCGAGACGCUGGCGAGCAUUAAUCGGCGGAUCGUCGGCGCGGCGGGCGCCGUGCCCGGCAUGAAUGCGUUGAUUGGGAAGAUUGGGAAUAAGCGGCGGAGGGAUGCGGUGAUUCUGGGGGCGUUUGUCGGGGUGUGUUUCUUGGUGGUGUUCUUCUUGAGAUGAUAUUUCUUGCGGUGAGGGUAUAUCGCAUCGGAUGGUUUGGGAGGGGAGGGG